AUGUCCCCACCCACCGAGAAAACGUUAUUAUCAAGAAUAUCAGCUCGUGUCCUGACGUGGGAUAUUUCUUCCAACGUGAGCAGAAACCUAACGCGAUUGACUCAGGGAUAUGCCACCUCUGCUUCUGCAAGGAGAGCAGUCCAGCGGUCUGCUGGAGGAGGAACAGCGGUCGAUGCGAUCACAAGAACUUUCGGAGCUACGGCAAAAGUGCUUGACAAAAGAGCCCCGGAGCAAUGCAAACCCUACGAAUCCAGCUUCAGUGAAGGUUGCCCCCCGGCGGAUUGGUGCAUCGGUUGUACGGUUUGUGACUGCGACGCAAAUGGAAGAUGGGACUGUCACAUUUUGAGCUUUUGCCCAGAUAAAAAAGGCAAAAAACAGAUGCAGAAAAAGAAAAGUCCAUAUCGUACUAAAUCAGCAAUUAAAGGAAAUAAUUCCAUUCUUAAAACAAAGAAAAAGCUGACCACUAAGAAAGGGCAAUCUAAAAUACCAAACCACACAUUAAAAAAUACUAAACCAUCUAAUAAUGCAAAGAAAAAUGUACCUGCACAAAAACCUACAUUUAAACGAUCGCCUUAUAUAAAAAAGGGUAACGUUAAAACGAUUCAAACCAAGAAAGUUACCCAUAUAAAAAACAAUAACAAAAAAGUUCAGAAGAAAUCGGCAAUAAAAGCAUCCAAUACAAAAACUAUCAAAAUGAAGUCGUCCUCUGUACAAAAGGAUAAAAAGAUUUCUUAUAGAAGCUUACUUCAAAACGUUAAAGAGAAGAAUGACACUUACAAAUUAGCAGAAGCCAUAGUGAAAAAGGUCAUGGCCAACGUUGAAAAGUUUAUAAACGAGAAUCAGAAACAGUUAAACAAUCCGAAGGAAAUUCAAAAACGCUCGAUGCCAAAAAAUAAUACUUACAGUCACAAACAUAAGUCCGGUAAAAACUUUAAAAAGAAGCCACUUCCAAAACAACAGUACGUAACAAGACAAAAAAGGAGCAUCGAGGAGCGAUACAACCUGACUAAUACAGAAGAUACAACGACUCACGUUGAGAUGACAUCGAAUAAGGCUAAUCUAACUGUGGUCUUAAAUGAUAAUUACUAUGAUAUCACACCGAUAACAAAAUCUGCAGGUUAUUACAAAUAUGCCAUUACAUCAGAGCCCCUACGGCGAAACGAAACAAAAGAGAAGACGAGAACGAAGAAGAACAUAAACAAUAAAAAGCAUAAGAAUAUAUUGAAUGCUCUGUGUAAGAAAUUUCUGCUUUGCCAUCCUGAUUUAAGUGACAAAAGACUGCAGAAUAAACUGGCAGAUCUUAAUUUUGAGACAUCUAAGAUAUUAAAAACUGUCACGAGUAUAAAAGGUUUGCUACAAUUACUCAACAAAACUGGAAAUUCAUCAGAAUACGGGGAUACCAUAAGUGAUAUCGACAGAUUAGAUAUUAUUUUGCGAGAAUAUUACACGAUGGAUCAUACUCUUAACAUAACAGAGACGCAGCGAAUGCAAAUGAAAUAUGUUAAGGAAAAUACGCAAGAAUUCAUUAGAAAUCUGGAAAAAUUUGCUCUAAUUUUUAAUGAUAUUAUUCACAUAAUUGGCAAACAAAGCAAAGUCUCAGGUUUCAGUCAUAAAGUUCCCCACAGAAAGUUAAGAUGUAGCAAACGCUUUGCAGAUAAAGGCAAUCAAACGAUCGAUGACAGUAUCACGAGACUAAAGAGGCUAUUACUAAGUUAUAAUCUGGUUCAAAAUAAAUUUAUGUCAAAAAUGUAUGAUGCAAUAAUUAGUUUACAACGAAAUAUGGAUCGUGUGACCACCAAAGUAAGUCAAAAUAAAACCCUUCUAAAUACUGGUAACGAUAUAGAGACGUACUCAAGAAAUAUAAUUGAAAAUCUUAGGAAACUAAAGGAGUUAGGUCAAAAGCUGAAUUCUAGCGGCCGCGUCAAACGACAAGCCAUGAGAGAUGAAGAUGCAAUUGAAUAUCUAUUAGUACUUAUGGAGUAUUUACUGAAACAAAAUAAGCAUGUCGAUAAUCGUCCUGUCAGUGAUGGCAUCGAUCUACUAAUAGACGCAAUUAAAAAUGCCCCAGAUAUUAAGCCUAUAAAGUUUAAUUUUGUUGAAUUCACGACGAAACCCAUACCUUCCAGAACGACCGAAUCGUCUAAGGAUGAAAUUUUAAAAAGAGGCCAGGUUAUGCUAAGCAAAGAAAGAGAAUAUUCAUACAAAAACCUAAAUUCUUUCGUAGACGACUUUGAUAUUCGUAACGAUAAUAACAAAUUGAAUAAAAAGGAAGUUACACCCAUUUAUGUACAAAAGUUCAAAGAGUAUGCUAAUGGAAGCAAAUCCGAGGAAAUCACAGAACCAUCAAUGCCCGUGUACAUUAAUAAAGAAGAUCCAGAGACAUAUUUGGCAGGGGACAAGAUAGAGGAGAAAUCGUUUAAACAAAAUUACGAGGUUUACAAUUCCGACGGUGAUGAUGAGAAUGAAGCUAUAGAUACAAUUGUAAAUAAAGGGAACGCAACAAAUGAAGAAACCACUUUGAAAAGUAAUCUCGACGCUGACAAGGAGCAUGAAAAGAUAUUAAACCAGUUAGAAAUCGGCGUAACGGAAAACAAAGGGAACGGUGAGGAGGUACUCUCAAAAUUUGAUUGGGGCUAUGACAACAGAGAUUUAAAAUCCGCACUGGACGCAACAACGACGACACUAUCUUCACUGAAAUCGAUCAAACCCCAACUUGUCACGCGAACUGUUAGACAGUACAUAGACAAAUACGCGAAUCCACUCAGCGGUUUAUCAAGCGAAGAAACGGAUCCAAAUAACGUAAAAACGAAAGCCACCCCAAAGGACAGUGUAAAGAAAAUUGAUAUUUUUAGUUCUUUUGAUUACAAUGCAGACAGACGCGAAGAUUCAGAUUCGAAAGAGGACAAGAACGAUGUCUUCUCUGAUUUCGUUUAG
Leptosia nina is the source of this 2934-nucleotide messenger RNA. The record is from the annotation of a GenBank genome assembly. NCBI's taxonomy places the organism in Eukaryota, Metazoa, Arthropoda, Insecta, Lepidoptera, Pieridae.